GCCGGCCGGGGCGGAGGGGCGCGCGGGCCAUGCGGGGCGGCGCCCAGGAGCAGGAGCAGGAGCAGCGGCGGGGCGGCCGGAGCGCGGCCGGGCGCAUGGCCGGAGGAGGAGGAGGAAGCGGCGGCGGGCGGGCGUGAAGCGGCGCGGCCAGCCGGGCUUGCACCGGGCGCCCCUCUGCCCGGCCGGGCCGGGAUGGCGGCGGCGGGGGUGAGCUACUCGCCGCCCUGGUGGGUCAGCCUGCUGCACCGCCUGCCGCACUUCAGCCUGAGCUGGGAGGCCGCCCCCGACGAGUUCCGGCCCGAGGACCCCCAGUACCAGCAGGCCUUGUUGCUGUUGGGAGCAGUCUCUUUGAUGUGCCUCGCUCUGGAUCUCCUGUUCCUCCUCUUUUACUCCUUCUGGCUGUGUUGUCACCAUCGGAAGAAUGAAGAACAACUGAAUGCAGAUUGUUGCUGUACGGCGUGGUGUGUCAUCAUUGCAACUCUAGUGUGCAGUGCUGGCAUAGCAGUGGGCUUCUACGGGAACGGGGAGACCAGUGAUGGCAUCCACCGGGUGACAUAUUCCCUACGACAUGCCAACCGCACAGUGGCCAGUGUCCAAGACCGGGUUUAUGACACCGCCAUUGCGCUAAACAAAACCGCAGAGCCCAAUUUAGGAGACCUGGAGAUAAUAUUCAGUAAGCAGACGCAGUAUCUGCACGUGGUUCAAAAGCUCCAGGGACUUUUGGAUGACCUGGUAAGACAAACCACAGAGAUUCCUUUCUGGAAGAACCACCAGGUUUCAUUAGAAGACUUGGCCAUUCGUAUUGACCUGUACGACUGGUACAGAUGGUUGGGCUAUCUGGGCCUGCUCAUGUUCCAUGUUGUGAUAUGUCUGCUGGUGCUAUUUGGACUAAUCAGAAACUCAAAGGCCAUUCUCAUUGGUGUGUGUCUUCUUGGGGUGCUGGCCCUAACGGUGAGCUGGGCGUCACUGGGACUUGAGCUGGCGGUGGCUGUGGGUUCCAGUGACUUUUGCAUUAACCCCGAUGCUUAUGUGUCCAGGACGGUGGAAGCCUACAGUGUGCUGAAUGCAGAUACGUUGAACUAUUACCUGGUCUGUGGUGCUGGCUACCCCAAUCCCUUUCAGCAGAAGCUGUCAGUUAGCCACAAAGCCCUGGUAGAAAUGCAGGAUGAUGUUCUGGAGCUCCUGAAGUUGGCCGUUAAGGAAUAUCCUACCUCUAAGGAGCACCUGAUUCGAGUUCAAGAAGUGCUGAACUCCACAGAGGUCAACCUGCAGCAUCUGACCGCUUUGGUUGACUGUCGGAGUUUUCAUUUGGAUUAUGUCCAAGCUCUGACCGGCUUCUGUUAUGAUGGUGUAGAAGGACUGAUCUACUUGGUCCUCUUUUCCUUCGUCACGGCUCUGAUGUUCAGCUCUAUAGUGUGUAGUGUCCCACACACUUGGCAGCAGAAGAGGAGCACCGAAGACGAUGGAGAGGAAGAAUCAACUGCUCAAGGGAACCGGCAAACUCACGACAACUUGUACAGAGUCCACAUGCCGAGUCUCUACAGCUGUGGCAGCAGUUACGGCAGCGAAACCAGCAUCCCGGCAGCUGCACAUACCGUCAGCAAUGCUCCCGUCACGGAGUACAUGACCCAGAACACCAAUUUCCAGAAUCCCCGUUGUGAGAACACUCCUCUGAUUGGCCGUGAAUCUCCACCUCCUUCUUUGUAUUUGGCUGCCAUGGACAGUAGCAGCCAUAUGAGCUGGCAGCUUAAGCCCUCGGACAGUGCUCGGACCUACUGGUAGCAGCGCCCGCAAAAACGGAACAGUACACCUCCAGCAUGAGAGCCAAAUAUCUCGCCACCAAUCAGCCUCGGCUGGAUUCUGGCAGCGUGCACUGAAAACGCCUGGAAGUGGAAAAUGGAACGAAACGGGCCAACCUCGCGAGUCUCUGUGGUCUUCGCAGAUCUAUCCUGCUUUUCUCCCCCAGUCCAGGGUCCAGCUCAGUUGCAUUUCCUGCUGCUUCUUCUUCCCCAGCUUGGCCCGUGUCCACGUGAAGACACCUCCGUAGAAGCUCAUUGCAGUUCCAGGCUCCGUCCCCUCGCAGUUCUCACUCUUCAGAGAGGGGGACAUCUCCACGUGCUCAUGCCCACUUGCCGAAGCCUCCCUGUGUUCCUUCGCUGUGUGGGGAAUCCACUUUUGAUGCCAAGUUGACCAUCUUCUCCCUAAGGCUUCUCUCUAACCCAUCGAAAACGAUUGGAUGAACCAGAUGACUUAAAACUGGAUCGUGGUGUGGAAGUGCUCUUGACAGGGCACGCCGAAACUAAAGCCAUCUUUAAUGUCCACUACGCCAUGAAACUCAGAUAACUCCCGGCUUUGCCUGCAGAUCUCUUCUCGGUUCUCCUGCCAGCACUGGUGGAUCUCCAGCCUGGGAUCUUGGCAAGUCCUUGGUUCCUUGCCUAUUACAACACAGUCUACUAAUUUAACCCUUUGCAGUUCUUGGAUACCUGUAGAGCAAGUUUACUCCUCUCUUUUACUGCCUGGAUUUAAAGUCCUGGAGAGAAGGAGGAGAAGGCUUUCUGGAUAUCAUACAUCCGUGUGGUUGAUUGUAUGUGCUUGUUUGCAUACACAUACAAACACAUCCUUAUAGGAACACACUGUGCUCUAUCUGCCUUUUUCCCAUGUGUCUGUACUUCCUACCAGCUCUCACCAAACAUCUUUUGAGCUGAUGUGAAGUCAUCACACUGGACUACCACUCUUUUGGUGCCAAAAUAUUCCAGGAAAAUAUUGAAGGAGCAUUGUAGGUCGAAGGGAAGCGCUGUGAAAGAUCAAAUUUUGGGAGAAGGAUUCGACAGGCAAAGGGAAUACCAGCAAAACUCAGCUUCUUCCCAAGAUGUCCUACUAGGUUAGACUUCUCCUUGCUUUUUGUUUGGGCUUCUUUGGGGGGUUAGGACAGACGAAUUCCUGGAAGUGUUGAUGUGAGAUGGAGAAGGGAGACUUGUCACUGGUCCUGUAUCCUUAAAUCAGGAAGCAAAGAUAAAAUAUUGUUAUGGGAAGACAAUUUGGGGAUUCAGGAGUGGAAGGGUGUCCAGCUAGCCUCUCACUUUUAAUUUGAAGAUCAUCUAUGGACCAGUUGCUUCUUAACUUGUUGACAGUAAAGCUCAGCAACAAAUUGGGAAGAAGAACAAUUGCUGUAGGGCCCCUACCGGUGUUCCUACUAUGUGAGAUGAUUAAGCUAUUGAAUAGUUGCACUCUAUUCUUAUUUAUCUCUUGGGUCUUCUCAUUUUAAAGCACAAAGACUUCCUUUUCAGGUUUUGCACAUUUGAGAGGAAGUUUUGCUUGCUUUCACCUUUAGAGAUGGCCACACGUACCUCCACCUACUUGCUUGCUUGCUUGCUUUGAAAACCUAGAUUAUUAGCAGGCUUUGAAAUCCUUAGAUGCAGCUUGCAAGCAGAUUGAGAAGAUACAAAACCACUGUUACUAUUUCUUGAGCAUCAGGGUCACGUAAGCCAUUGUUUGUGAGUAUGUGCAGGUAGCCUACUCGGCUUUGCAAUCUAUCUCUAGAUCCCAGGAAUGCAGCUCAGCACCCAGAUGUGUUAGGAGAGGAACUGGACAUGCUUCCAACCACAAAGGUAUUUGUACAAAUGUGACACCCCAGAAAUACAUUCCUUUGUAGUCUACCUUUUGAAGUGUGCCCUUAAAAGAAAAUUUGAGUUGUCUGAAUCAUCACAGAACUUCAGAAGAACAUUCUUGGUAGUUUAGUUUGCAGAGAGCAGGAAGACAAUCCUUCCUCCCCAAUCUUCUCCAGAUGGAAGAAAACUUGAGUAUGACCAUCUUAAGGCAGGGACCAGCAACAUAGGUUGUAAUAACCACUACAGAAAGUGACUUUCUCCUGAGAAGGAGCCAUCGCUUUGAUGGUGAAGAAGCUUCAGCUUGGUGUGCCCAACACUCACUGAAGCAUUUUCCAACAGGCAGAAGACAACCUCAGAGAGAAGACCAAGCUAUCAGGUCGGAGUUUGAUGCAGGCUGAGUUUUCUCCAGGGACUUUGAACUCAGCCAGACUUUUCAGCUAACCAAGAUCACAGAAUCAUCUCAACAUACGGUGUGCUUCUAUUGACGGGGCCAAGAGUCCACUAGAUGUGUGUCUAUACACACAGACACAUGUAAAUAUGGAUUGCUGGGGACGCCAACAAUUGCUGGAUCUUGUGGUGGAGCAUGCCUGAAUGGCUCUCUUUCAGAAAAUGUGAGUGUGCAUGGUCACUUGUAUGCCUUUAAAGAGAAGCAGGGAGCACCUUCCCCAUCUUCUCCUUCGUGCCAAGCAUCCGUGGCAAAACCAUUUCGACUGCUAAGGGCUGUUCACCGCUGGCUGGCUGUCCUCUCCUUCCGAGCCAAGUUCCCUCCCUCCCUCAAUUAUUGGCUGGCAGAGUGUUGACUGUUGGCUGGCUUGGUGUCUUCAUCAGGGCUUCUGCACCAGCUUCUGUGGUAUAGUAGGCGAACCCCACAAAAUAUUUUAUUUUCCUGUUCUCUUAGCUUUCUCUCUUCAGUUUUUUUUUUUUUUUUUUUUGCAAGUCCAAGAACUCCCAGGACGUCGUCCUUGAUUUUUCCGGCCACUCGGUCAGGAGGGUGGGAAACCAUCCCUAUGGACCUUUUGGCCUAAGUUCUGAAAUUCAAGUGACAUUGAGUAGGGGACAAAUAAGUUGGAGUGGAAAAAUGGAGCCCUAAAACUCUUCCUUUCUUUCCUUCCUUCCUUCCCGAGGGAUGGUAGCCAUUGGCAAGGGAAUUGCUUUUCCCGCGACAACAUCACAGCCCUUCCCUGAAAGCAAUCCUAAAAGAAAACGUGGACUGUCUCAAGCUGAUGAAGCGUCUGUCCACAAUGUGAAAUGUACAUAGCAUGGGGAUGGACUUCUCCCAUCCAGUGUUGAAGACUGCAUUGUAAUUGUUUGAAAAAAAACAAAAAAACACCGAGUCAAGACUUUUGGCUGUGAAUUUAUUUUUCUGUGUGCUGUCCAAAAGUGUUCGUGUUUUUGUAUCCUGUCUGUAAUAUUAGCUCACUUCAUUUUGAAUUUUCUUUGGCUUCGUAAGAUGAGAAAAGGUUUAAGGUUAAAAAGAAAAAAAAGUUGAUAUUCAUCCAUGUAGCUAAACUUGAAGGUUAGGGUCUUCUCAACUAGCCUCAAUUUUUUUUUAAAAUCUGGUGGGUAUGUGUGAAUUAAAUACCUCAGGUACAGCCAGCUUAACUGGAAUGGAAGGGAUAGGAAUGAGUAGCUUGAACCUGGCCUAAACGAACAAUUUUACCAAGGACAAAAUUUCUGGAGCAUCACAGAAACUUUAGCGUGGGUACGUUAAAUUCAGUUGUUGCUCCGACCCAGCACACUUACCACGUAGACCUGUUGUACUUGUCCAUCUGUGGCCCAUCAAAGACUCAAGAUCUAUGUUUUCCCCAAAGCAUGCUGGUGCUUCGUAAGGUCUACUGGCCAGUUGAGUAGUUGGGAAUAUCUGUUGGUGUUUCUCGUAGGGUGCUUAGUGCAUUUGAGAAGGCCAAGGCAUCCUUGUGAUCUGUGUGUUACCAUCUUGAACAGCGAGGAAGGGCAGAAGGUGUGGGGGGUUGUGAUCCUUGUAGCAAGCCAGGUCAAGAGAAGGUUGACUGGUGGGUCUGGUCCAUCGUUCAUAGACGGAGGCCACUAGAGCAGAAGAAACGUUGCUUUGGGGGUUCAUCUGCUUUAAGACUCGCUUAACCAUUUUCUUCAAAAGACUGAGACUUAGGAUUUAGUGCAUCGGGUCGUGUCAAAAGCUUCUUGCGGUGAAGGUUCUGGACAUUGUUCAACUGCAUCUGUGCCAAAAAUAAGUCUUUUAAAAGCCAUAGAGGUGAAACGAGGCUGGAGUUGUGCAGCCUUUGGUCUUUACCCCACCCUUUCUGAGCUGUGGUAUAAGGGGAGGUGCUCCAUUGGCUACCUCCCCCAUCAAUCUGGCAUCUUCCUCCAGAAGUAUGAAGCUUGAAGUAUCAAGUGAAUAGAUCGAGUUCGGGUGUCUCUGAUGAGGGCCAACAGAGAAAGGUAGAUGGCAGCUUCCUGCAGCUUGCAAGCUGUUGUCUUCAAGAGACCUAGAAGGGUCUGGCCUGGACCACAUUGGGUUAAAAAAGCCUUUUCUUCAGAAGAAAAAAAAAAUGACCCUUCAGCUUUCUGUUUCUAUUCUUUAUCCUGUAAUUGAUGGCCAAGUAGAUAGACCCAUCUAGGUCUCUUCUCAUUUUUGAGGCAUGUUUCUCAAAAGAGGGGGGCUUCAAACCAUGCAUGAUCACCCAAGUUCUUUAAGAGUGAAUCUCUCAGAUCUGAAGGAGUAGAUCUCUGGAUCCUAGGUGUGGGCAUGUCAUUGUGAUCCAUAGCUAGCUUUGAGAUCCUUGGAGCAUCACUCCUCCAUGUAACAAGGCAGGUUCUUGGCCUGGUCCUCUGGUGCAAAUGGAGCAGAAAACUCGACCACCAGCCAUUGGUAAGAGUCCCGAGUUAAGAGGACCAGUGCUUUGGUUCAAUCCAAGGCAGAUGCUCCUGCUUGUAGCGAAUGAGUUUUUGCUGAGAGAGGUGACGCCUUCUGCCACCAGGAGAGGCGUUGAGAAAGUGAUGGGACCUCUCUCCACAAUCGGCUAAGGUCUAGUGUGGAAGACCACCCCAUUCUUGUUAGUUAGUCCUCUGAUUUCCCAUGUGAACCAUCUCCCAACCUCAAGGGAGUUUCUGAGAGAGAAAAUGGUGCACUAGGCCCAAACGGCACAGCUACACAACAACACCCUCAGAAACCAAACUUACAGCCCGUUUGAUCAGGGCUGAAGCGUGGACCGCAGUAAGCAGUGCUGGACAUUUUCUUACCUUUUAACAACGCAACAACAACCAGCAGCAGCAGCUGCUGCUUGGACUAGCCUCAGGCUAGUUCUCGGUGCUUUUGUGUCUUCAACAACCACACUUUUCUCUCUAUGCAAGGAGGGCGUUCCUCCUGUUUGCACUCCUUCCUCUCCAGCACCCGGAUCCAUCUCUCAAGUUGGGUUCGGAUCCAUCUCUCAAGUUGGGUUGGACACCCGUCCCCCUGAACCAACUCAGCUUUUCAGGGAGCUUGGGUGGGGAUUCUGGGAACUGUAAUCCCUCAGAGCUGCUGGUCCCCAACAUGGCGAAGCUUUGCUUUCCUUCCCCAUGGAAUAUUUCCUUCCUUCCCGGGAACAGGCCUGUUUUAUUCUCUUCCCCCACUUCAGUAAAUUUUGCUUUGAACUCUCUGUUAGGGUGGCCAGUAUUGGGGCUUGCAAACAGGUCCACUAAAACCCCAGUUACAAAGAAUCCUGGUUUAUUACCCAUCCCACCCUGGUUUAUUACCCAUCCCACCCGCAUCCUAAGUUGGCAGGCGAUGCCCUCUACGAUGCAGGGCCAAACUUCACCUUUUGAUUUCCGCCUGUCUGGGACUACGAAAGGCACAAGAGCCGAGUGAGUUUGGUGCUGUGGUCCAUUGGCAACCCGCGAUUCUGUUUUCCUCUCCUCCGUUCAUUAAGAGACAUAAACCUGGGAAUUGUUUGUGACUUUAAUUCUGUCGAUCUCCAAUUUUAUUUUAUUUGUUUUAUUUUUGUUUUAUUUUUUGAGAGGUGCGGCAAAUUCUACCAAGUCAAACUCUGGCUGGCAUUUUCAAAUCGGGUUUUGCUUCAAACCACAAUGGUUAAUAAUACAGCCUUCUACUUUUGUGUAUACAUAUAUAAUAUAUGUAUAUUAAAUAUAUAUAAAUAUAAUUUUUUAAAGCCUUUAGACAUGACUUAGCUUCUUUCAAAGUUCUCCACCGGACCCCAAAAUGUUUUUGAAAUUUCGCGGGGGUUUAAACGAUGGGGGGAGAGUGGCUGUCAGCCUGACCACGAUUAUUUUUUUUAAACUUUUCUUUUGACUUUUGGUUGAUUUUAUGACAUUGUACUGUAGCUGUUUUGUUUUUGUUUUUUUUACCGGUUUGUGUCCUUUCUGUUCUGCAGAUAUUACAAGAGAAACAAUUCUAAGUGUAAUUCCUGUGGUUUAUAUUCAGCUUGGGUUUCAUGUUUUAAAAUAAACAACUUUGAAAAGGCGA
Molecule: messenger RNA, 8049 nt
Organism: Crotalus tigris (Tiger rattlesnake)
Lineage: Eukaryota; Metazoa; Chordata; Lepidosauria; Squamata; Viperidae
Gene: TTYH3
Product: tweety family member 3
Exons: 15
Coding region: 193-1782 (529 amino acids)
Cellular component (GO): plasma membrane
Molecular function (GO): volume-sensitive chloride channel activity; intracellularly calcium-gated chloride channel activity
Source: RefSeq, a predicted model, not a curated record